Cyprinus carpio (common carp) is the source of this 5461-nucleotide messenger RNA. RefSeq names its product transcription regulator protein BACH2-like. Gene Ontology annotation, molecular function: DNA-binding transcription factor activity, RNA polymerase II-specific; protein binding; RNA polymerase II cis-regulatory region sequence-specific DNA binding. Gene Ontology annotation, biological process: regulation of transcription by RNA polymerase II. Lineage: Eukaryota; Metazoa; Chordata; Actinopteri; Cypriniformes; Cyprinidae. The record is from RefSeq and is a predicted model, not a curated record.
GUGAGCGGUAUGUCCGUGGAUGAGAAGUCUGAAGCUCCCAUGUACGUAGGUAUGAGUCGACGGUGCACUGUCCCCAACAUCCUGCUGGGUCUGAAUGAGCAGCGGAAGCUAGGCCUGCUCUGUGAUGUGACCGUUCUGGUGGAGGGGAAGGAGUUCCGCGCACCACAGGGCUGUCCUAGCACCUGCAGCGAGUACUUCCUACAGGGUUCGUCACCCAAAGUGACAAUGAACUGGUUUCUCAGCAUGCCAGAGGAGGUCAGUGCCCAGGGAUUCGCUCCAUUGUUACAGUUUGCCUAUACGGCUAAGCUGCUGCUCAGCAGAGAAAACAUCCAGGAGGUCAUCCGCUGUGCUGAAUUCCUGCGCAUGCACAACCUGGAGGACUCCUGCUUUCGCUUCCUGGAGGCCCAACUGCGCAGUGAGGAGGACGGCCUGGUCCUCUGUCGCAAGAUUGCAUCUGAGAGCAAUCACUCGGAGGAUGAGAGCAUGCAACCUGAGUUGCUGACGACAACGCAAACUGCGGUGACCCUGUCUGGUUCUCCACGCUCUCGCCGUUGUGCAGAGGCCCUGAACUCCUUGCGGCAGCCAGACCAUGAGCGGCUGGCGGUGACAGAGGAGUUCACUGAUGGACAGAUGGACUUUGAGAGACACGGCAACUCAGACCUGCCACGAUGCCCUAAAUACAGGAAGUACCAGUGGGCAUGCAACAAGCACAAUAACAACACCUCCUCACACACCAGUACCUCAGGUUUUCCAAGCACAUUCAAGGAGAUGAACAGGCCAGCUGUGAUGCAAAUCAAGCAGGAGCCACGCAGCGAGGAAGAGUCCAUCUCGCUUUGCCUGUCAGGGGACGAGCAGGACGGUGGUGAAAAGGACAGUGUGGCUGAGAUGGAGCUGGAUGGUUCCAUAGCAGUGGACCAACCAAAAGGCAGCAGCAAGUCACCCACCUGCCUACGAUCUCUCUUUAAGAAGGACCUGCCUAGCACACCCCAACAACUCUUUGCUAACAGACUCGUCAAUGCCCAGGAUAAAGGAACCACUCAGGGAGACCACAAAAAAGACUACAGGCCUUCGCUUGGCAAUGAGCUUGGCAUGCCUGUCGUGUUCCCCAAAGAUGCAGAUGGUUUCCCGCCAGAGGUUUCGUUGAAGUCAGCUUCCUGCGAUGGUGUGUGCAAGCAAGAGGUGGAGCCAGACCGCCGCAGUGUCAUCUUCUCCUCAGGGCCUUGUGACCGACUGGGUACACCCACCCACUCCCAUCCCAGUGGGAACUCACUGGAGAAAGAGCUCUCAGAACACAUGCCAAAGGGAUUGUGGGCCGGUGCCAGCCAGUCCCUCCCCAGCUCCCAGACCUACUCCCCCAGCACCACAGCCAGUGACCCACCCCUGCUUUGCCGCCAAAGGCCCAAUACCAGCUGCCCAGUGCCAAUCAAGGUAUGCCCACGAUCGCCCCCCUCAGAGACCCGAACUCGGACCUCCAGCUCCUGUUCGUCGUAUUCUUAUGCUGAGGACGGAAGCGGCGGGUCCCCCUGCAGCCUGCCGCAGUUCGAGUUUUCAUCCUCGCCUUGUCCAAACGUGACACGGUGUCUCACGACUGACCCGCAGGAGCCAGGAGGUGGGACAGAUGUGCUAUUUGCACGGGUGCGGCCCAAGAUAAAGUGUGAGCAGUCAUAUGGAACCAAUUCCAGUGAUGAGUCAGGGUCCUUUUCGGAGGCGGACAGUGAAUCAUGUCAUGUUCGAGAGCAAGGCCCCGAGGUCAAGCUUCCGUUCCCUGUCGAUCAGAUCACAAAUCUUCCACGCAACGACUUCCAAAUGAUGGUGAAAAUGCACAAGCUGACCUCAGAGCAACUGGAAUACAUCCAUGACAUGCGCAGACGCAGUAAAAACCGCAUCGCGGCCCAGCGCUGCCGCAAGAGGAAACUUGACUGCAUCCUGAACCUUGAGUGUGAAAUACGCAAACUGGUGUGUGAGAAGGAGAAGCUCUUAACAGAGCGCAACCAGUUGAAGGCGUGCAUGGGAGAGUUAUGGGAGAAUUUCUCCUGUCUAUCUGAGGAGGUGUGUCGAGACGUGCAGCUGAGCCCAGAACAGGUCCAUCACUACUGCCCUAUUCUGCGCCCUGGCAACACCGCCUCCGUCGCCCCCGGCAACCAGGCCCUACCCACCAGCAGCAUCGACCUCACCACUUGCUCCACCCCCGAACAGAGCUUCCUCAAAUUGGCCGCCACAAAAGACGGGCAAUCGCGACCGGCCCAGUGGAAGACCGGAAACGGGUCCGAAGACAUGAGCAAUGACAGGGAGGAGCAAGAUGCCGGCUCCGCCUACCUGGAGGCGGGCCUGUCUCUGAAACAGUCCAAUCAGACGGUGACAGUAGACUUCUGUCAGGAGAUGACGGAUAAAUGUACAACUGACGAACAGCCCAACAGAAAGGACUGUACCUAAUGAUGGUGGUUUCUGUGUUGAUUUGUUUUACAACUUUUUUUUUUAUUAUUUAAUUUAGUUACGUCUUCUGACAAACCCUCAAAAAUCGAGGGCUGUUGAGAUGGCCAGCCUCUGCCAGUGUUCCUGACUUAUAUAUAUAUAUAUAUAUAUAUAUAUAUAUAUAUAUAUAUAUAUAUAUAUAUAUAUAUAUAUACGUAUGUAUGUGUGUGUGUGUGUCUUUUUAUUGUCUUUUUUUUAAAACAAAGGUUGACACUACAGUUGUCUUAACAGCAGCAAUACUGUUCUCAAGGUUCUCUUUCAUUCAGCCAUGGCAGAGUGGCUGAGACCUUCUCACAGAACUUCACGAUGGUGCUACACCUUUCCAAGACAGUGGCAACACUGUCUGUUUCCAUUUACAGUCCAUUCAGAUGGGAUGGGCUCUGAAUACAUCUCACAUUCAGACCUCUACGGACCUAGCAGCAGUUUUUGCGCGCUCUCUCUCUCUCUCUCUCUCUCCCUCUCUCUCUCUCCCCACCCCACCACUGUUUACCCCCUCUACCUCUAAAUCUCUAUUACUCCUCCUCUCUUAUCUUUCUUUUUGUGGCCCUUGUCACAGUAAAUUCAAACUCAGGAAAUAUUCUGAAUGUUCGGUAUAACUCAUGAAAAAAAAAAAAUACAGAUUUUUUUUUUUUCUACAGCAGCUAGACUGUAAAUGUCCAUAUGCAAAAAUGUCUUCUGCAUCAUCCGUUUGUAGUGUCUGUGUACCACAACACUUAAUUUGUACAGAUUGGUGGUAUCUAAAACAUUCCUCCUUUGCCUUCCACAGCACUGAUACGAAAGAAAGUACGACGGAAAGGCGAACGAUUCGCAUCGAAGUUUCGGCCACCUUUUGCGUCAGCAAUACUGUACCAUUGGAUGUUUUCAAGAAGUGCUUGCUCGGCAGUAAGCGUAUUGUAAAUAGUACGGCGCAUGGAGACGGUUUCGUUAAUAUUGUACAGGUAGAACUUUAAAUGGCUUUUUCGUUUUUCUUUUCUUUCUUUUCUCUGGGGUUUUAUCAAGCACCUUUUUGUCACGAAGGGAAAACUGGUGCUGUUUCCUGUCUCAAAUGAAUUCCCCAUGACGAUGGGUGUGCUUAAACUCAGGAAACUAGCAUUCUUACACUGACGCAUGCACACACACGCUCGCAUACAAACCCCCUCCCAGUGCAGCGCAUAGAGCCCCUUGCAUGUAAUUUGGAUGUAAAUGGUGUGCAUAGUGGUGAGCUGUUCUCCUUCAAAUGUGAAAAAGUGCUCUCUGAGGAAACCUUAUUUCUUAUCAGUAUUUACAGUGUGUUCACAGACACCUCCGAACAGUGUUACCUGAAACAAACGUCAUCACAAUCCUACACACUUUCAGUUUCGGCUCAAUUAUGUUGGAAAUUAUGUUGAAGUCAAUUAAAGGGCCCUCAGCACUCUUUGACCGUUUAGCACUUCAGAAAGGGUAGAUUUCUUUUUCAGGACCCUAAAAAGUCUGAAAUUGAAGCACUUAACACAGACACUUAAAAGUGUCUUUUCAGACAGAUGAUCUUAAACAACUUGGUAUCUUAUAAAGAACGUUUUCAGGUUCAUUUAAGUGAUAAAGAUUAGUGAAGGUUCAAACUGCAUUUUUAUGGAAGACACUAAAAAAAAAAAAGCAUCUUAAAAAGCGAAAAAUCUGAUCUGAAUUGGAUGGAAAGAGCCAAUUCUUUAAAGUCGUCCUAUAUUUCCCUUUAUUGUACAUUUGUUAAAAACGUAUAUCCAUAAUAAUGGGAUUGCAUGCUGCCUGUAUGUUUUAUAUAGUUUGUUUAGAGUUUCUUUGCCUCAAAAUGUAGGCCUCAGAAAAACAGUUUGAUUGUUGUUUACUCCAGCAAAAAUUGAGAGCGAUUUUCUUAAAAAAAAUGUUAAAAAAAUUGAAACUCCCAACAGUUGGGAAUGCCUCUCAUUUGACAUAGUUCUCUAUUAUUUGAAAUACCUUUGACCUCUAGAGCUCCAUGUAUGCGUGCUUGUGUAUUUGCCAGUCUGAUUGUUUAAUAUUCAGACGCAUUUCAAGUUUUAAGUAAUACAUCCCCUCUCCCUCUCGUAUGCAAGCACACAUACACACACAGAGACACACACACACACACACACGUGAACACGUCACACUGGUUGGAGUGUCUCUCCUGGGAUGUAGAAUCUAGAGGUAUUGUGAUGGAUAGUUGUGCUGUUGUUUUCAUUGUGGAUCUUUUUCUCGUUCUCUCUUUCUCUUUUUCUAAAGGAAUUAAAACCGUAUUUGCCAUUUCUAAAUUGUAAUCAGGUACAAGACUAGAACUAAAGAUUUAUGGGUCCAAGUGGACAUUUGUGCACACAUAUGCAAAUCAUCCCUAUAAUGAUGCGUUUUUCUUAUUUCAUGUUGUAUAAAUAAUGAAGCGUGAAAAGCAUGAACUUCCACUUGACAAGCACACUGUCGUACACUUGAGAAUCUAAGUCCACAAUUUUGACAUUUCUGGAAAAAAGGUGAUCCAAAAACAUUUUCCCAAAUCUGCUUUUAUUUAUGUUCCUCGCAUGGCAAUGUAUGAGUGGUGUUUUCUGUGCCGUCUGUGAUACAGCUGACUCCUCACGCUUGCACACUUGGCCUUAAGAGCCUGGGGAUGCUUCGGUUCAGGCUGACGUUUCGAUGCAGAUGUGGAAGAAACCAAGAGUCUGGGUGACACGGAUCGGAAUUCUGACCUCUGUUAGCCUCUGUUACUAAAAGCUGCAUUAUGUUUGCCUCCACGGUGACUUCAAGGGUUCGUCCUGGUCACAGAAAGCCUCACAGGUUAAAUAAGCUUAUUAGCUCUUCUCUCAACAACGCUUCUGCUAGUUUUUUUUUUGUUUGUUUUACAGAGGUUUUAUUUUCGUAUCAGACUCGUGAUUGCUCUUGUAUCUUGUCUCAGGGUGCGUGCCAACAUUAUUUUGUUGUCCUUUUUUUAUUUAUUUGGUUUGCAGACGUUUUUAAUGGUAGCUGGUGAGCUCAGCUUUUGUUCUUCGCAUUUUUUUGUGUCUUGCAUUUUUUU